Somion occarium is the source of this 1437-nucleotide messenger RNA. The record is from the annotation of a GenBank genome assembly. NCBI's taxonomy places the organism in Eukaryota, Fungi, Basidiomycota, Agaricomycetes, Polyporales, Cerrenaceae.
GUGUUUUUUCCCCAUCUUGCUCCCUAAGCCCCGAACCCGAAGCCUGGAGUAGCCUGACACGUUUAAGACAAGAUCAAUGCGUGGUUAGAGCGAUGUUAGGCAUGAAGCUCGAGUCGCGGAGAUGCCUCGAGGCGUGUUAACCUUGGAAAGGUGACGGAAGCUUAUAAUCAAGGGUAGGCCAUUUCGAUUGGUCCUUGUCUAACGCUCAUCUUCUCCGUUCCACGACAUACCCUCAUUCUCUCGAUACCCUCAUCCUAUCUCCUGAUUGUUGAUUCUUACAGUUGUAUCUAGUCAAUGGCAAACAGACCAUCUAAUACCGGUCCGCCAAAGUAUCUCGCCGAAUUCACUAAAGCACUCGCAAGUGAAGUUCGAAUCCUCUUGGCAGAAGUGGGUAAGUUGAGAGAUGAGAGGACACAACUUCAGGCCGAGAUCGCAGAACUUAUGGCCGUGAAGGCUAAACAUGGUGGCGGACCCGGCGGUGAGUUUGCUGGCUGGCUAACCAAGAGAGAACCUACACCUCCGCCACCUUCUCCGCCGCCACCGGUGAUCGAGGACAUUGUUCCAGCAAGACCGGGUUGGCGCGUAGUUCACAAGAAACCGGAACGCCGAGAACGCAAGAAAGCUCUGCCUGCAGCUGCGCCUCCUCCCCCAGAACCUCCCAUGCCUGCGAAUCUUCCUGCUUGGGCACAAUGGAGACCUAAUCCGAUAUUCUCCCCUCAACCACGGGCUGGUACUGCCGGAGCUGCACUCCCUGCAUCUGUUCCUACAUCCCCUCGAACUGGAUUGUUUGGUCCUCCGUCACCUGCACCCAAGUAAAUGCAAUAUCUUUCGCUCCGGUCAAGCACUCAGAAUAUCAAACCGAACUUUCAAUAUCUUGGAUUUUACGUCUUGUCAAUUUGUAUCCUUAAUUUUUUGUUGUACAACAGUACCUUUUCCCGCUUUAUUUGCUUGUAUCCAUUGAGUAUCUGCCUCGUUAUUUCCGUUGUACAUAAACUUUAUUGAUUGAAGGCUCUGUCGUCGGUCUGCGGAACAGUCUUACAAAUGAAUGGGUUUUCGUUGUGUUGCCACAGUCAGAUUACAAUGCACGACUCUUGAAAAUAACAAAUAUACGCCACAUGAAGACAAAAACAAUGACAAUAAAGGUAAACGGAGGAGGAAGUUAGUAUGUUCAGGUGUGACGACUUCGAUGCUGGUUACCGUUCAUACGAGUUUCAUCUUCUUUCGUGAACGUUCGACUUCUUGCUGUGCGUAGCGGAAGUUAGGUAAACAGGCCUCCGGUGCCUCACAACGGGAAAGAAGAAAGGGGACCUUGGGACGCCAAUCUUCGCGUUUUCUCUUCAGGACGUGGCCACGUCUUUUCGAGGACCUUCAGAAGAAGUAUGCAUCUAGUCGGAUACAAAUGUCCGAAGCUACAAGGAAAGGAGCUGGACGUAGCAG